Lindgomyces ingoldianus is the source of this 834-nucleotide messenger RNA. RefSeq lists its product as uncharacterized. Bases 238 to 720 code for a protein of 160 amino acids. The transcript has a single exon. Lineage: Eukaryota; Fungi; Ascomycota; Dothideomycetes; Pleosporales; Lindgomycetaceae. The record is from RefSeq and is a predicted model, not a curated record.
CUCGGCCCUCUGAUUCGUCCGUCGCCGAAUAUCAAAGGUGAAUGCUCGGGCUCUGAGGACGUAAGCUCGGCGUGCAGUCUCUCCGCACCCACGACGUGCGGCUAUUAAUGGGCCCUGGUCCCGCAUGCUCCCAGCCAAGCCCAAGCAAAUCUCCACACGGACACUUUCACACCCAGCACGGACUGCCCUUGAGCGCGUGCUGGUUGCCUUAUUUCUUAGCAGCAAAGCUUGGGGAACAUGUCAACCAAGCUUCCCCUUGCAGGAGCCCUGGAUCGCGCCAUCAGCCCUCUUGGGCGACACGAGCGGCCACGGACGACCAACUACAUCGACAACCUGCGCGGGUACAGAUGGAGGAUUCGACUCUCGAGAAGCUCUUCCGCGUCGUGGUCAGCGCGCAUAGGACGGUGCAGCCACUACUGCAGGUCGCACGUCAGAGGAGCUAUCAAGCCAGCCUCACCGGUUUGCGAGGCUCGAGCGUGGUGCUUGGGAGCUGCAGUCCCCAGUUUCCCAGGGGAACCGAUGGGGAGAGGAUUGAGCCGGAAGAUAUGCCUUCAGAUUGAUGAGAAGUGCGUGCGACAAGUGGCACAAGGUGGCUCGCAAUCCUUUCCAACCACGUUGUGGGCGCAACACGUCGCCAGAAGCGGCUGCCAUGGGUGUUGUGAUCCGCACAGUCGGUAUCCCGCUGGCAAGGUUGGCUGUCGUCUUUUCAGUCGGUCCUGAAGUUCCGCAACCGAGAAAGUGGUCUUGGUCGGUGGACAAACGGGAGCGCUCCAAGCAGCCUGAGAAGCUUCCUUCCUUGCCGUGUGUCUGGGCCAAUAGGAGUGCACGGCAUCG